Prionailurus viverrinus (fishing cat) is the source of this 2846-nucleotide messenger RNA. Its product is annotated as carcinoembryonic antigen-related cell adhesion molecule 3-like. The transcript has 8 exons. The record is from RefSeq and is a predicted model, not a curated record. Lineage: Eukaryota; Metazoa; Chordata; Mammalia; Carnivora; Felidae. Gene Ontology annotation, biological process: signal transduction; regulation of immune system process. Gene Ontology annotation, molecular function: protein tyrosine kinase binding. Bases 112 to 1128 code for a protein of 338 amino acids. Gene Ontology annotation, cellular component: cell surface; plasma membrane.
CAGAGGGAGGAAGGACCACAGAGCCAACUUGUCGUGACAGCGGUGCUCCCGAGCAUUUCUGGAGCCGAAGCUCUCCUCACAGAGGGAAGGACAGAGCAGGCAGCAGGCGGCAUGGAGCCCCCCUCGGCCCUUCCCCGAGGAGGGCGUGUUCCCUGGCAGGAGCUCCUGCUGGCAGUCUCACUCCUAACCUUCUGGAACCCUCCCACCACUGCCCAAGUCACUGUUGAAUCGGUGCCGCCCAAUGCUGCCGAAGGGAAGGACGUUCUUCUGCGUGUCCACAAUCUGCCUGCCAAUCUUUUAGGCUUUGGCUGGUUCAAAGGGGAAACUGUUGAGCCCCGUAGUGAAAUUGUAUCAUAUGCAGCAGACUCACAAGAAAUUACCCCAGGAUUUGCACACAGCGGCAGAGAGACAUUAUAUCACAACGGAUCCCUGCUGUUCCAGAACAUCAACCUGGAGGACACGGGAUACUACACUGUACGAAUCUUAAAGAGAAAUUUUCAAAUUGAAAUAGUAACUAGACGGCUCCGUGUAUAUCAGCAAGUGUCCCAGCCUACUGUCCAUGCCAGCAACACCACAGCCACAGAACAUAAGGACUCUGUGGUCCUGACCUGCUCCACAAAUAACAAAAAGGUCUCCAUCCGGUGGUUCUUCAAUGGCCGGAGUAUAAACCUCACAAAGAGGAUAAAGCUGUCCCGGGACAACAGGGCCCUCACCAUAAGCCUCGUCAGGGUGGAGGAUGCCGGGAAUUAUCAGUGUGAGGUCUCCAACCGGGCCAGUUCCAACAGAAGUGACCCCAUCAGCCUGGCUGUGAGCUAUGGAAGAAGCCCCACGGGCCUCCCUGUGGGGACCAGUGUUGGCAUUGCAAUUGGGGUCCUGGUUGGGGUGGCACUCGUGGCCUCCCUGGGGUAUCUCCUGCUCCGUGGGAAGGCGGGAAGGGCCAGUGGCCAACGUAAUCACAGAGAGAUGGGGCACCCAGCCUGCACCCCUGGUCAUGGUCCAGUCAGCAGCUCCACAUCCCCGAGCACCCUACCCAGCCCAAGGACAGCCGUUCCCAUCUACCAGGAGUUACAACACCCUGACAGGAACAUUUACUGCCAGAUCAACUACAAAGGACAAGUGUCUUCUUAGUUUCCCCUCCCCCUGGGAGCUACUCCUUUCAGGGGCCUUCCUGAGACCCCAGACCCUGGGUGGGGUCAGGUGCCCCCACCUGAGCCAGAGAACCAGCUCUAAGCCCAGAGGAUAUUCAGGGACAUGGACCCAGGGUCCGGGCCUUCCUGAUUUCUGGAAGCCCUGACAGGCUGCCACGAACCCCGGAUGGGCCAGGACAAAGGCCCCCAUGUCCCAGGAAGUGGGGUUUCCCAGGGAAAGUAUCCCGGGCCCUGACCCACCAGGGACAGCAUGAGGGGAUCUGAUGAAAGAGGACUCUUCCCCCUCCUUGGCCCUUUUUUGGUGAAUGGUGAUUUCUCUGAGCAGAAAUUCACGUGAACCUCUGGGGCCCUUCUCUCCUGGGUCACACAGGGAAAUGUUCUCUCUGAGUUCACCAAGCCCCCACCUUAGUCCCCUGAGAUAGAGGAGGGGCGAGGGGUGUUGACAUGCUGGGACCACGUUCACUAGAAAAGGAGAGAUCACCAGAGCUGUGGCCAAACUAUGACAGCACUCAGCGGUCCUCACCCUGCUCAGGGACCAAGGCUGGAGACACCUCCAGUGUUUGCACAUGUGCACGGGGUUCUCAGGAGCACAGAACAUGGGGCCUCUGAUGACCACACGAGGAGGAGCUUGGAAGGAGCAGCCAUGGGCAGGCACACAUCCCAGGUGGGACCCCUUCAUAGCCUUUUGGUGUCCUGAGCCCUUUGGUCCUCCUCACCCAUCCCCGGUGGCCCUGACUGGUGGCCUUCACCAAUAAACUUGCCCUGUCCCCAAAUCCAGGAUCCAGGGCACUGAGACCUGUCUGAAGGUUUCUCCAGCCUUCGGGAUGUCCUUCCUGCUGGGGUGACAUAAAGGCAGGUUGUCAGAGGAACGCCAGGGUUUGGGACCCAGAAUUCAUGCUCUGAGCAUAGCCUUCCCGGACACUGCCCAUGACGUCUAGCCCAGUACCUCCCAGCAGUGUCCACUUUUCUCCCUGAGCGGGAUCUUAUCUUGAAACACACCUCCUCCCCAUAAAUAAGCAUGCAGGUCAGAGGCAGAGGGCUUUCCCCACCUAACUCACCCAGGCUCCCAUGGUGUUGGGACAAAGUUCUCUUCCACCUGGUCCACAGGCCUCGUCCUACUGUCCCACCUGCAGCCUCCUCCACACACCUGGGCCAGUGGCUCUCAGUCCUUCCCUGAGGCCCCCGGUUGGGUGCCCAUGUGGAUUCGCUCGCGUCAAGGUGCCCUGUUCACACAAAAGCGGUCCAAGCACCAAGGCACCGCACCCACGUUUCACAGGUGGGUUUGCCAUCACCCACUUGUUUCUUAGUCAUGAGAUGAGAGGUAAGAAAAGCAAGCUGCAAAGUAUCACGUCAUUUUUAGCUCUGUGAUGCUCCUAUCGCAAUGCACACUAUGUUGGAUUAGACAGGGUGACGCCUCUUGUUAGUUUCCUCUUGCUGCUCUAGCAAAUUAUUGUAAGCUUAGUGGUGGAUGUCAACACAAAUCAAGGUGCCCACCUGGCUGUCUCUUCUGGAGGCUUAGGAGGGAGUCUGUUUCCUUGUUUUUCAAGCUGUGCCGUUGGAGGCUGCCCACCUUCCAUGGAUGCGGCCCCUUCCUUCACCUUCAAAACCAGCAGUGCAACAUCUUGAAGUCUCUCUGUGUCCUGUUUCCACAUCACCUCUUCUUCUCUGGUUCUGCCUCUCCUGCCUCCCCCUGUCACU